AUGAGAUUUAAGAUAAAGAGAUUAGAACGCAGCAAGCACUCAGAUAUUUGCUCAUCAGUAGGCUGGUCCAACUCAGGCGAGCUCUUUAGUGUUAGUGAUGAUUUGACCGUUCUGAAAUGGGAUAUCAACGGCGAAUUUGAUUCUAAAAUAAUGGAGAUCGAUGUACCAGUUGUAGAUAUGGACUGGCUUCCUUCAGGAAAAGGAGCCAAUGAAGUUGUAGCUCUCGCAUGCGCAGAUGGAAGUUUCAAGCUAGUAUCAAAGGCUGGACGUGUUGAGAAGAGUAUUUCAGAAGCUCACGCAAGUGCAAUUAUUUCUAUUAAGUGGAGCUACGAAGGUGCUGCUCUUGCCACCGCAGGAGAAGAUGGAUAAAUUAAGAUCUGGUCAAGAGGAGGUAUGCUGAGAUCAGCUGUUGUUCAAAGCAGUAAGCCAAUUUAUGGGCUCAUUUGGAGUCCAGAGAAUGACUCAAUUCUUUAUGCUAGCGAUAAAAAUCUUACUAUCAUUCCAACUCUUCCAGGAAAUAAAUAAGUCUAAUGGAAAGCUCAUGAUGGAGUAGUAUUAGGAGUAGAUUGGAACCCUGGCAAUAACAUCAUCGUUUCAUGCGGAGAGGAUUGCAAAUAUCGUGUUUGGGAUUAGUACGGAAGACAGCUCUACUGCUCUUCUGCUUACGAUCACGUCAUUACUAGCAUUAAAUGGGCUCCAAACGGUGAUUACUUCGCUGUUGGAAGCUUUGAGAUGCUUAGACUUUGUGAUAAAUCAGGAUGGUCUUACUCGUUCCAUAAACCAACAUCAGGAUCAAUUAUGAAACUCUCAUGGAGUCAUGAUGGUACAGUUGUUUCAGGGGCAGGUGGCAACGGAUCCGUAGUGUUUGGAUAUAUUGUAGAUAGACAGCUAUCCUGGGCACAUAUUGAAGCAGUUUUAGAUGAAGAUAAUAAAAUUCAAGUUAAUGAUUGCCUGCAUGAAAUGAAUGAAGAUCUUGAUUUUAGAGAAAGAGUUGUGAACAUGAGUAUGAAGCACAAUCACUUGGUUGUAUGCACUACCACUUAAUGCUACGUCUACAAUGUUAUGAACUGGUCAUCACCAUUCGUAUUUGAUGUAAAGGACAGUAUCUAUCUAAUAGUAUAAGGAGCAAAAUACUUUGCCCUGAUUGACGCAAGCUAGAAUUUCAUUAUCUACAAUUACGAAGGGAAACUUAUAUCUACUCCUAAGUUUUAAGGUCUUAGAGUAGAGUUCCUUAAUGCUAGACAUCUUUCCUUAAGUUCAGAUGUAUUAGCGAUGAUUGACCCUUCAAACCCAAAGGUAGUAAGAAUUUUCGAUAUCAUUAGUGGAAGACCAUCAAACGUGACUAUCGAACACUCAACUGAAAUAAUUGAGAUGGACGUCAACUAAGUUGAAAUGUCUAGUGAGAGAAAGAUGGCCUUCAUCGACAGCAAUAGAGAUAUGUUCUUGACAAUGGUUCACAAGCCUGAAAUCAUUAAGAUCUCAAGUAUUGUAGACAGUUUUUAAUGGAAUGAUGGUAAUGAUAUGCUAGCCUGCAUUGCUGAUGGUAAACUUUUGACUUGGUUCUAUCCAAAUGCCGUUUAUGUUGAUAGAGAUCUAAUGACAAAGGCUAUGGCAGUUAAGGAUGCUUCCGACGUUGGUAAGCUUGCUCAAAUGCUAACUUUCAAUGGAAACAUUUGCUCAGUUAGAAGACUUGAUGGAUCCCUAGCAACUCUCUCAAUUUCUCCAUACCCAAAGAUUCUUUACGAGUACGUCGACAAAGCUGAUUUUGAGAAAGCAAUAAGAUUGUGUAGAUUUGUCAAAGAACAGACCCUAUGGGCUUGUUUAGCUGCAAUGAGUAUCUAUUGCAGAGAACUAAACACUGUAGAAAUCUCCCUUGCUGCUAUUGAUGAAGCUGACAAAGUUUAAUUCAUCAAUUACAUUAAAGAUCUCCCAUCAGAGCCAAGUAGAAAUGCUGCUCUUGCUCUGUAUUGCAAAAAAAUAUAAGAGGCUGAAUAAAUUCUACUUCAGGCAAGACUCUAUUACAGAGCUAUAAAAAUGAACAUCAAAUUGUUCAGGUGGGAAAGAGCCCUUGAUGUAGCACUUUAGAAUAAAUCUCAUGUUGACACAGUCAUCGCAUAUAGGUAAAGAUUCCUAUAGCAAUACCAAAAGGAAGAGGACAUUGAGAAGUUUAAGUAGUAUUCUAAAGAAAUAGCUUUUGAUUGGGACACUGUUAAAAAGAAGAUAAGAUCUGAUAAGGAUAAAGAGGCUGCUGCAAAUCAAUGA
Messenger RNA from Stylonychia lemnae, 2262 nucleotides. The record is from the annotation of a GenBank genome assembly. Lineage: Eukaryota; Ciliophora; Spirotrichea; Sporadotrichida; Oxytrichidae.